UGCAAAUCAGACUAUAAUUUUUUUGAGCAAGGCUAAAACAUAAUUUGAUCUUGGAGACAUCUCCAAACCACGCUGGUUCUCCCUUGUAGAUCUCACAAUGACAAACCCUUGUAAGAUGUCUUAUUCCAGAAGCUAUUCACUAAAUGUUUAUAAGGGCUAGGCAGACAGAAUGUGUUAAGUGUGACCAGGUGUAACAGGGAAUGGCAUGGCAUGUGGCAAGUUGAGAUUAGCAUUCCUGCUUUCUACAAACGUUAAAAAUAAGCACAGGUCAAAGAAAACAGUCUCCUGGUCAACUUGCAGUCAGUCGCUUACUGCUGCCAUCUACUUUCUCAGCUCAUAACCACUGUGUACAAAAAGUUUUUCUGUACUUUUGCCAUCAACUGUUAUUUUGUCUGUUAAGUAAUUUUUAAAAAUUGAAGUCCAUAAAAUCAAAUAUACGUACAUGAAAACCUGACAAGUUUAUAAAAAUCUUUAAAAAUGUCUCAACAGGAGCAUAAGGAGGAAGGGCCUCAGAACCGCGCAGGCACAGUUGUGCGCUGCAUCGCCAAGACGUCGUUCCCAAAGUAUACUCCAUCGCGCCUGGCCACUCCACCCUCGACCCUCCACCCAGCGGAAUACGACAUAUCCCUGGAAACCUACCAGGCACAAGCCGAGCGGUUGGCCGUAAGAGACCAGCUAAAACGGGAGUACUUGCUUCAGUACAAUGACCCUAACUGCCGACGGCUCAUUGAAGAUUCUGCGUUGAUUGGUUGGACCUAUGCAAGAUCAGCAAAUGUCUAUCCUAAUUUCACCCCUAAAAACUCACUCUUGGGAGUUUUGUGUGGAAUUCGGCACCUCUUCUUCUGGUAUUAUGUUUUCAAAACUGACAGGAAUAGGAAAGAAAAACUUAUUUAGGAUGGAAAACUGGAUCCAACAUUUAACAUCUCAUAUUAAAUCUGGCAAUGAUGACAAUGUGUAUUCUUGCUGAAAUAAAUCGUCUAUUAAUCAAACAAAAGUCUCAACAGGUUAAGAAUUUUAAGUAUUUUUCUUGCAUUCCAGAAAUUAUCAUCAAUAUUCACAUAUGCCUCUCAAAUCUAGCCAGAAGUACAAACCACUUCAAGAGGUGUUAGUGAUCUCGCACUGACUUGGACCAUCUGAUCUUUUCAUCAGCCUAAAUCCUAGAGGCACAUGUUGACAAUUCAUGGCACUCAUGUUUUCAGAAACGAACAGUAUAGAUGAUAAUUAAGACACACUUGACAAACAUGUAAGUUUCAGUCAUACAAUAGUCACCCUUUAUCCUCAGUUUCCCUUUCUGUGGUUUUAGUUACCCAUGGUCUACUGUAGUCCAAGUUAUUAAAUGGAAAGGACAAAAUUAUAGAAUAAGAUCCUUGGAUGGAACACAGCACUAAAAUCACUGAUGGAUUACAACCUCUACAGCCACACUUUGAUAAACUAAAAAGAAAGAGAUAAACUUCUAAUUAUGAUGUUCUUCUAAAAGGUUGUGGUGAAAAAACUUCAGCUAUCCAGGAUCCCUGACCAUUGACAUCAUCUGUUCCUGACAUCCAGCCAUUGACACCAAUGGUGUGAUGAUCCAGGAUCAUCCAAAGUAGAUGUCCCUCACAAAGUAUUGCCAGGAGGUCAUGAGUAGCCCAAUGCUACAUCACAAUGCUCACAUCACUCACUCCACGUCUUACCAUGUAGACAUUGUGUCAUCUUACAUCAUCGCAAGAAGGAUGAGUACAGUACAAUGAGAUAUUUUGAGAAAGAGACCAUAUUCACAUCACUUUUAUUACAGUAUAUUGCUAUUGUUCUAUUUUAUACUGUUGUUAAUAUCUUACUGUACCUAAUUUAUAAGUUAAAAUUUAUCCUAAGUAUAAAUAUCUAGAAUAUCCAGAAAAAAAGAGUAUAUAUAGGGUUUGGUAGUAGGUAAGCUUCAGGCAUCCACUGGAGGUCUUGGAACGUAUCCUCCACAGAUA
Molecule: messenger RNA, 1955 nt
Organism: Symphalangus syndactylus (siamang)
Lineage: Eukaryota; Metazoa; Chordata; Mammalia; Primates; Hylobatidae
Product: NADH dehydrogenase [ubiquinone] 1 beta subcomplex subunit 4-like
Cellular component (GO): respiratory chain complex I; mitochondrion
Source: RefSeq, a predicted model, not a curated record